Mercenaria mercenaria is the source of this 2066-nucleotide messenger RNA. RefSeq lists its product as uncharacterized. The transcript has 2 exons. The coding region runs from base 89 to 460 and encodes 123 amino acids. Lineage: Eukaryota; Metazoa; Mollusca; Bivalvia; Venerida; Veneridae. The record is from RefSeq and is a predicted model, not a curated record.
UCAUGAGUUAUACAGAAGCAAUGAUUUCAAGUGUUACUGGAAUUUAUCAGAGGAGAACUUCCUAUUGUAAUCUAAGACGGUCUAUAAAAUGGCAGACAAUGGAAGUUUGUCAGUCAAAGACCUUUCGCAAAAGCAUUCGUGCGGAAUCGAGAAAAGAUUUCGGCUGUCACUGAAAACUACAAGAGACUUCUAUUUAAUUACGAUGGCUGCUACAAAAAUCAUUGUUUUAUUGGUGCUUCUUGUCUUGACAACAUUGUUGGAGCAUGGGGAAUGCCGAAAACGCCAAUCAUUAUGCAGACUCAACAGAAAAACUGGAUCAUGCUACGAUGUUACUAGGAGAACACGUGGUGGAAAACUGCUAUUCGGUGGACGUUGUAAACAGAUAGGAGGGUCGUGUGAAUUUCUCGCAAAAAGAAAAAUAUCGAAAUGUGCUUGUGUUAAUGGAAUUUACGUUGCCUAGAUAAAGAAGCCAAGGGAAAACAGAAAAGACUGGCCUCGUGAUUGUUGUAAUUUUGGACAGCAGUAUUCCCUUAGAAAAAGUUGCAAAGUGCCUGGAGGACAACCUCAUUAUGCCACGUUUGUAUAAUAAAAUUCAUGUUAUAUAUUUUUGUAUAAAAUAUUUAUCAGAACAAAAUUCUGUAAUGUGUAAUUUUAGAACUCGUAGGGUUUAUGGAUAGAAAAAGUUGUGUAAACAACAACAUUUCUAAAGCAAAGAGGAAAUUCUGGAAAAUGAUGAAACAAAGACACACGACAAUCGACCUUUGUCAAUUCCAAUUUCCAUAUAAUAUAUCUGUAGCGUUAUUUUACACGUUAAAAACUAUGUAACAAAAGUCACUGGUCACAUUUGUAAUGUAACUUACCGGCAUUAUUUUAUAGUAUACUGCAAUGUGUUAUCUAUGAAGUACUUCCGUGUUUAUAGUAUCUAUUGUCUGUCACGUAUGUUGUAUAAAAUGCUGUUCACGUUUAUUUUGUAGUAUGAAUUGCUUGCUACGUUUGUGGAAUAAGUUAUUGUUAUGUUUCUUGAUUAAAUUGUUUCCAUAGAAAUAUAAAGCUAAUUUGUAUGUUUCGUCAAAAGCUUUCGUCAAUUUAUGAAUCGAACAUAUAUGCUAAAACAUUUCUCCGGCAAAGCUCAACGAAUACUGAUAAAUUGUACGGUAUUGUACGAUAUUGCCCGGUAUUGGUGUCGGCCCAGUACAAUUUCUCCUUCUUUGCUGUAUAGUAAAACAAGCACUUUUGGAUAUGGAUUGUGAAUUUCACAACAAAAUUGCAGCAUUGACAGCUCUGUAUUUCUGAAGAGUAAUACUAUCCCAGUCAAUAUAUCACAGAAAAACACCACCAUCAACAAUGAACUUUUUUGCUACACAUCAAAGUAUCUAGUCCAUGUUUAAAUUUCCCACAGACAUCUGUCAUGGCUGCCAGUCUGGUGUAGUUUUUAAUCCUUCCGCACAGAAAUGUAGUCCUGAAAAACACACAUAAAACAACUGUUAAAGACAUCAGAAAUAACAAAAAAUGUACACAGUAUCAAUAAAUACAUUUGGAAUUUAACAUGUCAAAGUAGAGAUAGCGUUAAAUUGGGAACUUCAAAAUUUCAAAGAACUACUUCCUAGGAUACAACGACCCGGAAGUACUUCUAUACCGGGGUGACACCGUAUUGUACGUAUUGUCCGGUAUUGUACGGUAUUGUCCGGUAUUGUACGGUAUUGUGUUUAGUUAUUGUUGUCAUUGCGGUUGUUUUCUUUUAUCGCUGGAGAGAAAAAUUGAAUCUGCGUUUAAGCGGCAUAUUCCAUGGCAGGUUUCGAUAAAGCCUUUUUUGGUUGUUCCUGUCUUGUUUGUGAGCGCCUCGCCUGAAGAUUUGGGAGCAAAUUAAUUAAGGAGGAGAAAUGUAAGUGUGAAUACAGGCUUCAAAACUGCGUUUGUAAUGGUGCCUACAUUUAUACCAUACAUGUACUUUAUUCUUAGUAACAGUGUCUGUACAGAAAAUAAAAAGCUUUAUAUCUGUAAUAUGCAUAAUAAGUUAUAUUAACCAAUCAAGAAUAUAGAUAAUAGAUGUACAUGUAUGUUAACAA